AUGAGGGAAAUUUUGGUAUUAUAAUUAGGUGGUUUUGGUAAUAAAAUGGGAGUGAAAUUUUGGGAGGAAAUGUUUAAAGAUAGCAAAUUUGAAAUCGAUAAUAAUUUACAUGAAUAAAGUAACAUUCUUUAACUUAAUACUUCUAAUGUUGUUUAUUAUAAUUUAUAACAGAAGAUACCACUUCCUAGAAGUAUUUAGGUUGAUCUAGGAUAGGAUUUACCAUAAACAAAUAUAGAAUUAAAUCCAUGUAAUCAGUUCUCAUUUAAUUACUCUUCUGGCAAUAAUUUUGGAUAUGUUNAAUCUUAAUAAUUGAUUGAUUACUUAUGUGAUGAAAAUAGAGCACUUUUAUUAAAAGAAGAAAUUUAUCAAAAUAUAUUAUACAAAAUCAAUUCAAUUAAUUAAAUUAUAAGAAUAGGAUGUUAUGUAAAGCUGACUAUUUAUAACAGUAUAUAAGUAUAAUUAAUAAAUUAUAUUUAAAAUGAAUAAAAUUUUAUUAAUUGCUCUUCUGUUAUUAUGUAUCUCUGGAAGGAGAUUCCAUAAACAAGAUGAAGAAAAUCUACCAGGAUAAAAUAGUGAAGAAGAAUAAUCAUAGUCCUAAAAUGGAGAAGAUUAAUAAAGUGAAGAAGAAAACAGUUAGCCAGCUGAUGACUGGCCUACAGGUGAGGAUGAUGGUGAACAUUAAUGGACAAGUGAGGAGGAAGAAAAUGGUGGAGAAGGAGAAAAUAGUGAAGAGGGUUAAGGAGAAGGUGAAGAUGAAGGAGAAGGUGAAGGAGAAGGUGAAGAUUAAGGAGAAGAUGAAGACCAAGGUGAGGGAGAAGAUCAAGGUGAAGGGGAAGGACAAGGAGAAGAUUAAGGUGAAGGAGAUAAUGGAGAUAAUAGUGAAAAUGGAGACAAUGGUGACAAUGGAGACAAUGGUGACAAUGGAGACAAUGGAGACAAUGGUGACAAUGGUGACAAUGGAGACAAUGGAGACAAUGGAGAUGAAAAUAGAAAGUAGAGUAGAGUCCAUAAAAAAUUAAAUGAACACUUUAGAGGAAGACCUUGAAUCAAUAACAUUUGAUCAUAAGAUUUUCUAACAGUAAAUGUUAAAUCAAAAUUUA
Molecule: messenger RNA, 1100 nt
Organism: Paramecium primaurelia
Lineage: Eukaryota; Ciliophora; Oligohymenophorea; Peniculida; Parameciidae
Source: the annotation of a GenBank genome assembly